Messenger RNA from Paraphaeosphaeria sporulosa, 768 nucleotides. RefSeq lists its product as uncharacterized. Bases 127 to 603 code for a protein of 158 amino acids. The record is from RefSeq and is a predicted model, not a curated record. Lineage: Eukaryota; Fungi; Ascomycota; Dothideomycetes; Pleosporales; Didymosphaeriaceae. The transcript has a single exon.
GGCAGAGGCACGCGGGGGAGACGGGUAUGUUGGAAAAGGGGCGCUCGAGCGUGAUGGUUUCCUGGUUCGCGCCGAGGACAGCACUUGAUCUUAUGAAUUGCGGCAUGCUCUACAGGAAGAAACCCAAUGAAGAUCCUUAAUGCUUCCACUAUCGUUUGUGAAGCGACUGUUGCGCGGACGCAGCUGUGCGCCCGUCUGCUGCCAGGGAGUAGGCAUAGAACCUGGCCUUACCUGACAACCGACACAGGCUGUCCAAAAUGCCGUAAAGCGAAUCUGGAUACGACUCCUGGGCAGAAAUGUGAUACAACAUCGUUCGCAUCCGUUCAAGCUUCGGAGGACUCACUUCCCGGCCUCUCAAAACUCGCGCAGGCUAGCAUGCUUCUCAUCUCCCGCGCGAUAAUUGCUCAUGCACUUCCCCUUUCGCUCUCAACGGCCUAUAUAUUCGGCGUGAUUGCGUCGCUACUUGCGGUAUCGGAAGGAUGGAAAUCGCGCGUCGGAACUGUUCUAGUGCAUCGUCGUUCGAGGAAGCAGCGUCUAGGUGAUCAUCUGGUUCAGCCAUGUUGGAUCUUCCAGGUUCUUGCGAUGGCGAAGCAACGGAGGUGAAGUCUGAUUAGAGUUGGUAGUGACCCCAGGCGUCGGUAGUGCUAGCGCAGGUGGAAAAUGCCUCAGGGCGUGCCUAGAGCGCGGGAAUUGCGACGAACAUGUGAGAAGACCUGGAAUGGACAGGGUAGAAUGUUGCAUUGAAUUGUGCUGGUGGUUUGAGAGUGA